Messenger RNA from Closterium sp. Naga37s-1, 1680 nucleotides. The record is from the annotation of a GenBank genome assembly. NCBI's taxonomy places the organism in Eukaryota, Viridiplantae, Streptophyta, Zygnematophyceae, Desmidiales, Closteriaceae.
AUGGCUGACGUGUCGACAGCGGCGGUGGGGCACGAUGCGGUGGGCGCGCCCGGCGAGUCGAUGCGCGGCGUGACGGGCCGCGAGCCCAUCUUCUCGCGCGACGUGGGGCUGGACGAGGGCGGCGCGCUCUUCGCGCUGCCCGUGGACUCGGAGCACAAGGCCAAGCAGUUCAAAAUCUUCAGGUGCGCCACGCAUCCACCCUCGCAGCUGUUGACUCCGCGUCGUGAUGUGCCGUCGCAGUCCGAGAUGCGCCUCCUCCGCUUCUCCGCCUCCCGCUCUUAUCCGCGGCUCUCCACCGCGGAGUCCUCUCUCCUGCCGCCUCUGCGCUUUCCUCCGCGCAACCGCGCGGGCCCGCCGCCACUACUGCCGGUGAUUCGCGACAACCUCGACCUCACCAAGGCCGAGAUCGCCAACGCCGGUAUCGCCACUGUCGUUGGCGCCGUCGUCAGCCGUCUCGUCAUGGGCACGGUGUGCGACCUGGUGGGGCCGCGCUACGGCACGUCGUUUCUGCUGAUCGCGACGGUGCCGUGUGUGGCGGGCAUGGCGGCCGUCACCAGCGCUGCCGGCUUCAUCACGUGCCGCUUCUUCAUCGGCUUCGUGCUCGCCACCUUCGUCUCCUGCCAGUACUGGAUGUCGUCCAUGUUCAACUCGCGCAUCGUGGGGCUGGCCAACGGCACGGCGGCGGGGUGGGGCAAUCUGGGCGGGGGCGCGAUCCAGCUGAUCAUGCCGCUGCUCUACUCGCUCAUCACGGACGCCAUCCACGUGCCCGCCUUCACCGCCUGGCGCCUCUCCUUCUUCGUGCCCGCCACCGCGCAGACCUUCAUGGGGCUGCUCGUGCUGGUGCUGGGGCAGGACUGCCCCGACGGGCAGUACCUGGACCUGGCGAGCAAGGGCGUGCGCAAGAUGGACCAGCCGCUCAAGGUGCUCAAGACGGCCGUCACCAACUACCGCACGUGGGUCUUCGUGCUCACGUACGGCUACUGCUUCGGUGUGGAGCUGACUGUCGAUAACGUGAUCGCCGAGUACUACUACGACCGCUUCAACCUCAACCUCAACACCGCCGGGCUCAUCGCCGCGUCCUUUGGCCUCAUGAACAUCUUCUCGCGCCCCAGUGGUGGGAUUCUCUCUGACGUCGCCGCCCGCUGGUUCGGCAUGCGCGGGCGGCUCUGGAACCUGUGGCUGCUGCAGACGCUUGGCGGCGUGUUUUGUCUGACGCUGGGGUACAUGAACUCGCUGUGGUCGUCCACGCUGGUGAUGCUCAUCUUCUCCUACUUCUGCCAAGCUGCCUGCGGCGCCACCUUCGGCAUCAUCCCGUUUGUCUCUCACCGCGCGCUGGGCAUCGUGUCGGGGUUCACGGGGGCGGGCGGCAACGUGGGGUCGGCCAUCACGCAGGCCAUCUUCUUCAAGGGCGCGUACAGCACGGAGCAGGGGCUGACCUACAUGGGCGUCAUGAUCAUCUGCUGCACGCUGCCCGUGGUGGCCGUGUACUUCCCCCAGUGGGGCUCCAUGCUCACGGCCCCCUCGUCAAAGCCAUCCGCCACAGAGGAGGCGUACUACGCGGGGGAGUAUUCGGAGAAGGAGCAGGCCAAGGACAUGCACUCCAGCGGACUCAAGUUCGCGGAGAAUGCCAAGUCAGAGAGGGGCCAGACUGUGCCUGUCACAGAGGACCUGCCGCGGUGA